GCAUGGCCAGCAUAAUGCAUGUGGUAUGAGGCUCAUCAGUGACUGUCAUUGGAUAUACCUAAGCUGUACUAGUGUGACACACACACAGCAGCGUCAGCGCGUGUUCGAGUGAAGCCAUGUAUCGGCGCUCAGUGAUGCAUUCAGCCUUCAGAUCGCCUACCGCUCUUGCGAAAACGAUGAUAGCACAAUACCGAGGUCUUGUACUGAAGGCCAGAACCUUCCUUGCCGCUCACGUAGAAAUGCUCCUUGCUUUGCAAACACUGCUACUUUUGCCCUCUUCUUGUUAUAGGCGUCAUCGACACGGCCAUGCCCGACUCCUGUACGCAGGUACAAGGCUCGGUCCCGUUGAAGCUCAGCGAGGUUUUGAUUUAUCAAUGGGUCGAUAGAAUGUGUGCAAAUAAGUACUACGGUUAAGGCUGUUUUGCAUAACGCCUACCGUGUCAUUCUCAGAGCUUCUGAAGCACGAAGUACCUUCACUCUACUACUCAGCC
Molecule: messenger RNA, 491 nt
Organism: Baudoinia panamericana UAMH 10762
Lineage: Eukaryota; Fungi; Ascomycota; Dothideomycetes; Mycosphaerellales; Teratosphaeriaceae
Exons: 1
Coding region: 117-386 (89 amino acids)
Source: RefSeq, a predicted model, not a curated record